GGUGUUUUGGGGUGACCAGUGCCAGGGGAUAACAAGAGGAGCAAGAAUUGGGUCCCUGCAGCAGCAGGGGGAUGUCACGGGGAGGGUGUCAUAGCCCUGUGCUGGGCUGCAAUGAGUGCUGGCACCCUGCAACUGGGGUGGGAUGCGGGGUCCCCUGACCCCUCACCCUUCCCAGCACUGGCUCACGUGGCUCGAAGAGGUGGGUGGUUUCGCUUUGCUGUCUCCUCGUACAGCCACUUCCUGACCUGCGAAUGGCGGAGGUCAAAUUUAGUCUGUUCACAUUAGAAAAAAAAAAAAAAACACAACAAUUUAAAAAAAACCCCAAAACCUUGAACCUAAAAACAGCCCUUUUGUUUUACGGACCCUCCCCGCAGCCAGCCCGGCCUCCCUUAUAACCACCCUCCCCAUCCGACGGACCCGCCGGUGAACAGCAUCAAUGCACAGGGCAGGGUUGGAGCAGCCCCCGCGGCUUCGGGCGGGCGCUUGGGGAUGCAAAGACUGAUCCCGUGCUCCCGGCGAGGGAUCUGGCAUCGCGGCAUCGCGGCUUUCCAGCCAGCACACGCAGCCCCUCCUCGAGUGUAGAAGGCAAAAAUGGGCCGGAAAAAAAUACAGAUCAGCCGAAUACUGGAUCAGCGGAACCGGCAGGUGACCUUCACCAAGCGGAAAUUCGGGCUGAUGAAGAAGGCGUAUGAGCUGAGCGUCCUGUGCGACUGCGAGAUCGCCCUCAUCAUCUUCAACAGCACCAACCGCCUCUUCCAGUACGCCAGCACCGACAUGGACAAGGUGCUGCUCAAGUACACGGAGUACAGCGAGCCCCACGAGAGCCGCACCAACUCCGACAUCCUCGAGACGCUGAAGCGCAAGGGGCUGGGGCUGGAGAGCCAUGAGCUGGAGCUGGAAGAGGGGCCAGAUCCUGGGGAGAAGGCGCGGAGGCUGAGCGAGGGCAUGGACCUCUCAGUGGCACGGCCCAGGUUUUAUAGCCCAGCGCCGCUGCCCGAGGCAACCUACGGCAGCUCCCCGCCAGCCACCGACGGAUCCCUGGGCAGUGCCAGCAGCUCCCCGCAGGGCCAGGGACGCCCGCCCGCCUUCAAACCAGCAGCGCCGAAGCCACCGGGACGCUCACCGGGGCCGCUGCCCCCAGGUAUCGGUUACCCCCUCUUCCCUGCCGGCAGCCUGAACCGAGCCCUGGCCACCAAGACACCCCCGCCGCUGUACCUGGGGGCCGAGGGCCGGCGCGGCGAAGCCCACGGCAGCUUGGCGAGUGGCCGGAGCGGCGGCAGCGCGGCGCGGCCGCUGUACCCCACUCUGCAGACCCUGAGCCCUGUGCUCGCCCCGGGCAGCACCGGCGUCCCGAGCCACAGCCUCGCCGGCUUCCCCUUCCUCGCCCCAGCCCAAGCAGAGUUUGGGGCUGGCGAGGCCCCGCCGCCCCCCGGCUUCCUGCAGCCUGGCCCCACAGCGUGGCAGCACCCACGGGACAUGGCAGCGCUGGGGGUCAGCAGCCGGAUCGUCCCCACCGAAGAGCCAGCCCCGGCCCCCGGCACCUCCCCGCAGCACCAAGCCAUCAGCAUCAAGUCGGAGAGGGUCUCCCCAGGGCUGGGCUGCCCCUCGGGCACCCCCCAGCCCCCCCUGGCCAGCCUGGCCUCCCUGAGCGAAGCCUCCCGAGGCCCCGGAGACCUCCAGCCGCGGGACGACUAUGCCAAGGGGUACCCCUACCCCCUGGGGCCCCCCCGGCCGCUGGCAGAGGAGCAGCGGGGCCCCGUUCCCGUGCGGCGGGCGCAGGCCAUGGACGCUUGGCAGAGAUAGCGAGGCCGAUGGGGUGCAGGGGGUGGGCCGAGCCUGGGGGAGCAGCCCCCUGCUUCACCCCCAUCCUCGGACCCCCCGGAAGCCCCUUGUGCCCUUUGCAAUGCUGCCGGGGAAGUCAGCAGUGCCGCAGGGUUUCCUGUGGGGUCCCGGUCCCCCACCCUGGGGCUGCAGCUCCUGGCAAACCCCCUCCCUGCCUCGGUGCCCCCCACAAGCUGCCAGCCCCCCGUCCCUGCAGCUCUGACCCCCAGCCGCCUGCGAGGCCAGGACCCCAUGGGCGAGGAGCGCUACCCUGGUCCCUUGUCCGGUGCCAGACACUGUACAUCCACGUCCAUCCGUCCGUCUGUCCCUGCGCCAGCGUGUCCCUGGUGAGCGGGAAUGCCUGAGAAGUGCCACGGGGUGGCAGCAGGACUGAGAGCACCAGCAGCAGGUCCAACCCUGCACACCCCUGGCUCAAUCCUGCACCCGGCCGGGGGUGCUGCGGGGGUCCCGCAGCGAGGCGGGAGGGAUGGAGGGAAGCAGCCGGGGGUGGGGGGUGCUGCUCCCCCAGCCCAGGGGCUCUUUUCUAUUUAUUAUAUUCUCACCAAUAAAGAGC
Phalacrocorax carbo (great cormorant) is the source of this 2395-nucleotide messenger RNA. The record is from RefSeq and is a predicted model, not a curated record. Lineage: Eukaryota; Metazoa; Chordata; Aves; Suliformes; Phalacrocoracidae.